GCGACCUCAUGUGAGACACCUCCUGCGCGAGCCAGUCCGACGAUACCUCUGCAGAGGAAAACGCAAUGGAUCCCUGAACGUUUUCCAUUUCUAUCUCGAAAACAUUAUUCACAUCCAAACACUGCUUCAUCUGUUGUUUUUGAGACAUAACAGGACAGUGCAACGAUGUGGAUCCAGGUUCGUACGAUAGACGGGAAGGAGACGCGAACCGUUGAGGAUCUUUCGAGAUUGACUAAAAUUGAGUCUUUACGGUUGAAAAUACAGGACAUCUUCAAUGUAAGCCCACAGCAGCAGCGCCUAUUCUACAGAGGGAAGCAGAUGGAAGAUGGCCAGACGCUGUUCGACUACAACGUGGGCCUCAAUGACAUUGUCCAGCUGCUGAUUCGCUCACAAACUGAUGCUCCCGACAGCCCGGCCAUCAAGGACUCCUCUGGUGUUUCCUGUGGUUCAGCUCCUCCUCCCGACUCCAGGUCGGAAAGCCACAACUCCCCAGCACCUGCCUCCCCAGCUGCUAUGGAAACCUCUGCCAGUACGGAGAACGACAGCAGCGACAGCAUCACUACCAGCACUGUUAUUGAAACCAAGCCAGACACCAGCACUACCAGUAAUUCUACCAAAAAUGGGUUUAAGUCCUCCAGUCCGACCCGGGACACCCAGCCCCACACAUCCAGCAGACAUGCACUCAGCGACCCAGGAAUUGGUGUGUACAAGAUCAACGAGCUCGUGGACUGCAGAGACGUCAGCAUCGGUGCCUGGUUUGAGGCCUGCAUUGAAAAUGUGACACUAGUACCCAAAGGACAGAUCACACCCACCAAGGGCAAGGUGGGCCGGCCCCCAAAAAGGACUAAUGGAAAGCUGGAGGCCGAGCUAGGACAGGCCAACGGCCAAGGCCAGACCACAGACAGUAACAGGAAUAAUGUUGUUAUAAGCUCAGAGAGUAAUGGAGCCUCCACCUCUCAGACAGACUCUACAGCAGCUACAGAGACCAAGGACAGAGAAGAGGACGUCAUUUACCACAUUAAAUAUGAGGAUUACCCAGAGAACGGCGUGGUGGAGAUGCGACCCAUGCAUGUGCGGCCGCGUGCCAGAACUCUGCUGCGCUGGGACCAGCUCCAGGUGGGCAUGCAGGUCAUGGUUAACUACAAUAUGGAGACGCCAGACGAGAGGGGUUUCUGGUUCGACGCUGAGAUUCAGAUCAUCAACCAAACAUCCCGCACAAACAAGGAGCUCCGAGUGAAGAUCCUCCUGGGGGGACCAGGCGAUGUAAUCGGGGAUUGUAAAGUUCAGUUCCUGGAUGAAAUCUACCAGGUCGAGAAGCCAGGAGCUCGUGCACUCUCGGCUUCAGAUGGGCAAUUUAAACGGAAGAGCGGGCCUGAGUGUAAGCACUGCAAAGCCGACCCUGACUCUGAGUGCCGCUUCUGCUCGUGCUGUGUGUGUGGAGGGAAGCAGGACGCUCACAUGCAGCUGCUGUGUGACGAGUGUAACAUGGCAUUCCACAUCUACUGCCUCAACCCGCCACUGUCCACUAUCCCCGAUGACGAGGACUGGUACUGUCCCACCUGUAAAAAUGACACCAGCGAGGUCGUAAAGGCAGGAGAGAAGCUCAAAGCCAGCAAGAAGAAAGCAAAGAUGCCUUCAGCAACGACUGAGAGUCAGAGGGACUGGGGAAAGGGUAUGGCCUGUGUGGGGCGUACUAAGGAGUGCACGAUUGUCCCUUCAAACCACUAUGGGCCCAUACCUGGUGUCCCUGUUGGAACCACCUGGAAAUUCAGAGUUCAAGUGAGUGAGGCAGGUGUUCACAGGCCGCAUGUUGGCGGUAUCCAUGGACGCAGUAACGAUGGUGCCUAUUCGCUGGUGUUAGCCGGGGGCUUUGAGGAUGAAGUGGACCGGGGGGAUGAGUUCACAUACACAGGCAGCGGGGGGCGUGACCUCUCAGGAAACAAACGGAUUGGAGAGCACUCUUUUGACCAGACGCUGACACACAUGAACAGGGCAUUGGCCUUAAACUGCGAUGCACCUCUGAAUGACAAAGACGGUGCAGAGUCGAGGAACUGGCGGGCAGGAAAGCCAGUCAGAGUGGUGCGCAGCUCCAAAGGUCGACGCAUCAGCAAAUACGCUCCUGAGGAGGGAAACCGCUACGAUGGUAUUUACAAGGUUGUUAAGUACUGGCCAGAGAUUGGAAAGUGUGGCUACCUUGUGUGGCGCUACCUGCUGAGACGGGAUGAUUUGGAACCAGCACCGUGGACACCUGAGGGACAAGAGAGGAUCAAGAAACUGGGUCUUUCUGUUCAGUAUCCUCCAGGUUAUCAGGUAGCCAUGGCUAACAAAUCAAAAAAGGAGGCCUGUGCCAGACCUGGUCGUGGAGGAGGCCGGGGUAAGCACCAUCACUCGAGGGGGAGGCCACGGAGACAACGCAAGAUCAAAGAGAAGGAGGAGGAUGACGAGGAUGAGGAGGACGAUCUGUCGAUGGCCCCUAUGGAUGAAGAUGAGCUGCAGAGUAAUGGAGAGCAGAAGACCAGCAGAGAUUCAUCACCAGCAGCAGAACCUCCCUCCAAGCGGGUGAAGGUAGAGGAGGCAUUUGAGCUGUCAGAGCAGCAGAAGCAGUUGAUCCAGGAGGACACAGCCAACAAGAAACUCUGGGAUGAAGCCAUGGAGAACCUUAAAGAGGGGCCGAAUUUCCUGCGUAAGAUGGAGCAGAUCUUCAUGUGUGUCUGCUGCCAGGAGCUGGCCUUCCAGCCCAUCACCACCGCCUGCUCGCACAAUGUUUGCAAGAGUUGUCUCCAGCGGUCGUUCCGAGCGCAGGUUUACACCUGCCCCGCCUGCCGUCACGACUUGGGCAAAGACUACAUCAUGAUCCAAAACGUGACACUCCAGCUGCUGCUCGACCAGUUCUUUCCCGGCUACAGCAAAGGCCGAUGAGGACGAAAACACAUUUAUGAGUAGAAAAACGUACAGACACGCACAUCCAUUCUGUGCACCCACGUAUUCCGGCAAGUACCUAGAGCUCCACUUUAAACCGCAUCGCGCACACAUACUGUACUUAACCACGGGAUAAUGUAUAUUGCAUAUACAGCCAUGUCUAUGUAUACAAUCAUUCAUACACACACCACCUCAGUAGGAACUGACCUCAUCUUGUUGAACUUGGACUGUCUCCAUUAACAUCACCAGCCUGAAAUUUACAAAGGACGCUUUUUAUCCUCCUUCUUCUGACCCAACAGCGCACAAAAAGCUCACAUCCACCACCUCCGUUUUUUAAGCUUUUAUUGUUCACUUCUUUCUGCCCCUGUGUUGUUCAGUGGUUUUAAAUUGGCGUUGAAAUUAGUCAUUAGACUCCUGCCAACCUGCACACAUUUUCUGUACCAUACACAAAGUGUUUAAUUCAGCAGGCCAAUUAUGGGAUUGCUUAAUCAGGUGAUUUAAGCACAGCAGGGCUGAUCGUUUUACAAGGUUACUGAAGACACAGAAGAACAACAUGUAAAAGGUCAUAAAGCUUAGAUAUGCCAAUGCAGGUGUUACUGAUAAGCAACUAAAUAGGGAAAACCAACAAAACAUGUAAAAGAAGCACAGUGUUUAAUUUUUAAGCACUUUGAUUAUAAGCAGCAGCCUUUUUUAGGUUUAGGUUAAUGAGGAGCACGCUGCUUUUUCAUGAUAACAUUUUAAUGACUUGAGCUAGUAAGAAUAGCUAAUAUCUCACCAGAGGGAACUAUGGAUCUUAAAAAAUCAGUAGGUUUGUCCUCUUUAAGGAGAGUUUCUGGAGAUUCUUUGAUCCAGAUUUUUAUACACAACAAUGUUAGAGAGGCACACGUCUCUCUUUAAGGGUUUAGUUGUUGAAGUAUUUACUUCAUAACCAUACUAAACAAAUGAUCCUGUUGAGCAAGUACAGAAAUGUUUAGAGUUAGAAAUCAGGCUUACCACUUAUUUUGUACCAAACAGGAUCUCACUCAGGUGUUAGUUUACCUGAGUGAGGCACCUUAAAGUAAAAAAAAAAAAAAAAAGAAAAAAAAAACUUGCGUUCUAUUACACGUGUUUUUCAAAACUCUUGGCACUUUGAUACUUUUAGAUACUGGAUGUUUUAAGAGAAUGUAAUUUAUUCUUUUAAUGAUCUAUACUAGUGAAAAAAGUAGGGCUGUCAAGAUUAAUCGAGUUCAUCUCAGUUAAUCAAGGUUCACAAUUAGUUCACUAUUUUUUUAAUCUAAUGCUUUAUCCCUCUUUCAACACACUUUGGUUAAAGGGGACAUAUUUUACUCUUUAAAGACAAGUUUAUAUUGGUCACAGAGAGAUCCCCAAAACAUGCCUGUGAAGU
Messenger RNA from Cheilinus undulatus (humphead wrasse), 4303 nucleotides. RefSeq names its product E3 ubiquitin-protein ligase UHRF2-like. Gene Ontology annotation, biological process: negative regulation of gene expression via chromosomal CpG island methylation; protein ubiquitination. The transcript has 16 exons. Bases 166 to 2919 code for a protein of 917 amino acids. Lineage: Eukaryota; Metazoa; Chordata; Actinopteri; Labriformes; Labridae. Gene Ontology annotation, molecular function: protein binding; ubiquitin protein ligase activity. The record is from RefSeq and is a predicted model, not a curated record.